Lontra canadensis (Northern American river otter) is the source of this 5727-nucleotide messenger RNA. RefSeq names its product zinc finger and BTB domain containing 40 (gene ZBTB40). NCBI's taxonomy places the organism in Eukaryota, Metazoa, Chordata, Mammalia, Carnivora, Mustelidae. Gene Ontology annotation, cellular component: nucleus. The record is from RefSeq and is a predicted model, not a curated record. Gene Ontology annotation, molecular function: protein binding; DNA-binding transcription factor activity, RNA polymerase II-specific; RNA polymerase II cis-regulatory region sequence-specific DNA binding. The transcript is spliced from 19 exons. The coding region runs from base 323 to 4051 and encodes 1242 amino acids. Gene Ontology annotation, biological process: regulation of transcription by RNA polymerase II.
GGGCGGCCCCCUCACCGCUCGUACUCCUUACGCGCCGGCCUCAAAAUGGCCGCCUUCUGGCGUCUCUGGCGCUGUUGAAUGAAGAAAGCUUUAUUGUUCCCUUCGGGCAGGAGUGUUCGUGUCCUCUAUGGCGCUGUCAAUAAAGAACGGCAGUUUGAAUCGGUGCUGAACAGAGAGGCAUUGGAUUUCUACAAAUACAGACUUCAGAGCCUGGCUGCCGGAGUUUGGACCCCAGCUCUGCCACACAUUCGUGUUACCCUAGGAGACCGUACUGAUCCUCACGGAGUGGGUCCGGAAGAAGUCCUGGGGCAGAGCGCAGGCCAUGGAGCUCCCCAGCUACGGCCAGCAGCUGCUGCAGCAGCUCUACACUCUGUGCAAGGAGCAGCAGUUCUGUGACUGCACCAUUUCCAUCGGCACCAUUUACUUCCGGGCCCACAAGCUGGUCCUGGCCGCCGCCAGCCUCCUGUUCAAGACGCUGCUGGACAACACAGACACCAUCUCCAUCGAUGCGUCUGUGGUGAGCCCCGAGGAGUUUGCCCUCUUGUUAGAAAUGAUGUACACUGGCAGACUACCCGUGGGCAAGCACAACUUCUCCAAAAUCAUCUCUCUGGCCGACAGCCUCCAGAUGUUCGAUGUGGCCGUUAGCUGUAAAAAUCUUCUGACCAGCCUUGUGAACUGCUCUGUUCAGGGUCAGGUGGUGAGGGACAGCUCCGUACCAUCCUCGGAGGCAUUCAGGAAAGAACCGGAGAAGCCUGACAUAGAAGUCCUUGCCUCUGAGGGCACUGCAGACCCUCGCCCUUCCCUGGAGGCUUCUGCCCCUCUAGGGGGCCGUGUGAAAGCCGAGGCCGAGGACGCAGUCGAUAUGGUUGCCGGAGAGAUGAGUGUGGGGCCUUCCAUUGCCCAGGGGAUGCAGGGGAACACAGACACCCCGGGGCAGACUCCUCGUCUAUCUGAAGUUUGUUGCCCCUCCCCUGCUGUACAAGCCUUUAGAGAGGCAAAGGAGGCCGGCACAGAGCCAGAGUAUGAGAGGAAACAGCAUCAGCUGAAUUUUCUUCUAGAGAAUGAAAGUGUCUUCUCUGAUGCACUCUUGGUUACCCAGGAUGUUUUAAAAAGACUAGAAGAAUGUUCAGAAAUUAAAGGUGCACAAGAGGAGACUAUAAUGGGAUGUCUUGAGGGUGAAGAAGGACACUCAGCGUUCCAGAGAAUCCUGGAUAAAGUCAGAGACGAGAGCCUGGACGUUCAGACUGUUGUGUCACUGUUGAGGCUGUACCAAGAUUCCAAUCCCGCAGUAAAGAGAGCGCUGUUAGACAGAAAGGCGAAAGGUGUGGAUGCCGUGCGGCCAGAAGGGAGCACAGAGGAGGGAACGACUUUGUCUGCUCUGUUACUAGAACACAAAGAGGACCUGAUCCAGGGUGUCACACAGCUGAGACCUAUCCUGGAGUUCCUGGAAACAGCCACGGAGGAAUUCCUGCCUGACACUGAGAAAAGGGUGAUCCUGAAUUGCUGCGAGGGCGGAACACCCAAGGAGACGAUGGAAAAGCUGCUGCACAGAAUGUCUGAAGACAGGACUGUGACUGCAGAGAGUUUGGUAAAGCUCCUUCAGGCUGUGAAACCGACGUCCCCGAACUUGGGCCUCCUGCUGGAGAAUUUGCAGAGAUUAGCCACCUCGCAGGGCACCGCAGUCCAAGCAAGCCCUGAUGAUUAUGGGACCGAGCUGUUGAGACGGUAUCAUGAAAACCUCUCGGAGAUUUUCACAGACAACCAGAUAUUACUAAAAAUGAUCUCACACGUGAAGGGUUUAGCCUGUGGAGAAAGAGAGGUCAUGGAGAAGCUCGUGAAACGUGACUCUGGCUCAGGUGGUUUCAGUUCUCUGAUGUCAGCAGUUCUAGAAAAGCAGACUCUCUCUGCAACGGCCAUUUGGCAAGUGCUGCUGGUGGCUCAGGAGACCAAGACCUGCCCGCUGAACCUGCUCAUGGAGGAAAUACGGAGGGAGCCUGGCGCCGAUGCCUUCUUCCGGGCAGUGGCCGACCCAGAAAGUGCAGCUUUGGAAGCCAUCCUGAGGCAUCGCAGACUGAUCCUAGAGGCCAUCCAGCAAGGGACGGGACUCAAGGGCUUUACCGUGGAGGAGGAGCUGCUGGCAGAGGCUGUGAAGGAGAUUCUGAGCAUUUCCUCGGAGACUGCGAGCCCUGAAGCUUCCCUGAAAGUAGUGCUGACCAGAGCCAUGGAAAAAUCCGUCUCGGCCAUUGAAAUAUGUCACCUCCUGUGCACCGUGCACAGAUCUUUCCCAGACCUGCAGCCUGUCAUGCACGAGUUAGCACACGCUGGCUUCCUUACUCAGGAAAGUGGAGGGAAGGAGAGGUGGAAGGUGAGCGGUAAGUUUCGCCGUGAAGCCGACAGCAGAACAGACGAGAAGGUGGCCGAGCCGGCGGAGGAAGGCUGCCAGUCUGGGAAACAGAGCAGUCCAGGAGAGACUGGGUCCUUGCCAGAGAGACAAGAGAAAGACACGUCUGCCUCCUCCGACGCUGCCAAGAAGAGCUUCGUGUGUAAGGCCUGUGACAAAAGCUUCCACUUCUACUGCCGCCUGAAGGUGCACGUGAAGCGUUGCCGGGCGGCCAAGAGCCAGCAGGUGCAGUGCAAGGAGUGCAGUGAGACCAAGGGUUCCAAGAAGGAGCUGGAGAAGCAUCAGCUGGAGGCCCAUGGUGCAGGAGGAGAUCCCGAUGUCCCAAAGAAGAAGAAGAAGAGGCUGCCAGUGACAUGUGACCUCUGUGGGAGAGAGUUUGCCCACGCCUCAGGCAUGCAGUACCACAAACUGACAGAGCACUUUGACGAGAAGCCUUUCUCCUGUGAAGAGUGUGGGGCCAAGUUCGCGGCCAAUUCUACCCUGAAGAACCACCUUCGCCUUCACACGGGGGACCGCCCGUUCAUGUGCAAGCACUGCCUCAUGACCUUCACCCAGGCUUCCGCCCUGGCCUACCACACCAAGAAGAAGCACUCGGAAGGGAAAAUGUACGCUUGCCAGUACUGUGAUGCUGUGUUCGCCCAGUCCAUUGAGCUGUCCCGCCACGUGAGGACCCACACUGGGGACAAGCCGUAUGUCUGCAGGGACUGUGGCAAGGGCUUCCGGCAAGCCAACGGCCUGUCCAUCCACCUGCACACCUUUCACAACAUCGAGGAUCCGUACGACUGCAAGAAAUGCAGGAUGAGCUUCCCCACGCUGCAGGACCACCGCAGGCACAUCCACGAGGUGCACUCCAAGGAGUACCACCCCUGCCCCACAUGCGGGAAGAUCUUCAGCGCCCCCUCCAUGCUGGAGCGGCACAUGGUGACCCACGUCGGCGGGAAGCCCUUCAGCUGCGGGAUCUGCAACAAGGCCUACCAGCAAUUGUCUGGGUUGUGGUACCACAAUCGGACCCACCACCCUGAUGUGUUUGCCGCUCAGAACCAUCGAUCUUCCAAAUUCUCAUCACUGCAAUGCAGCUCCUGUGACAAAACCUUUUCCAACACCAUUGAACACAAGAAGCACAUCAAGGCAGAGCACGCAGAUAUGAAGUUCCACGAAUGUGAGCAGUGUAAGGAGCUCUUCCCCACACCAGCCUUGCUACAAGUUCACAUCAAGUGUCAGCAUUCAGGGUCCCAGCCAUUCCGGUGCUUGUACUGUGCAGCCACCUUCCGUUUCCCGGGAGCACUGCAGCACCACGUCACCACGGAGCACUUCAAGCAGUCCGAGAGCACCUUCCCCUGCGAGCUCUGCGGGGAGCUCUUCACCUCCCAGGCCCAGCUGGAUGGUCACUUGGAAUCCGAACACCCCAAGGUGAUGGGCUCUGAACCCCAAGCGGCAGCUUCCCAGGUGGUACAGGUGAUCCAGGCCCCGGAGCCGGCAGCCCCGACGGAGCAGGUGAUCACUUUGGAGGAGACCCAGCUUGCUGGGUCACAGGUGUUUGUGACAUUACCAGAUUCGCAGACCUCUCAGACCAGCUCUGAGCUUGUGGCAGUGACCGUGGAGGAUUUGCUCGAUGGCACUGUGACCCUGAUCUGUGGCGAGGCCAAGUGAGUGGCCGCUCAUCCCAUGGAGGGUCCUGCAUUUGCAGCAGAGAGAACGUUCUGCGGCCUGCCGUUUGCCCUCCGUCCCUGGCUGUCCCGAGUAGCGAGCAUCGUAGCCUGCACCAUCCGGAGCGCGCUCACUCUGUUCUCAGAGAACCAGCGGUGUUGGUGUCCUUGGCGCAGACACUGCCGCCCUCCCCAGGGGACAGGCCUAUUCCCAUAGGCCUACCGCUGUGGCCUCUGUGGUGAGCAGUGGGGUGGGAGUGGUGACCAGGCCAUCAGAGAGGUGCCGCGCGCCAGCUGCCUUCGCUGUGCAGAAUGGCAGGCAGCCGUGGGCCUACGGUCCACACACUGGGGCUGUCAAUGCUGCCGGGGCCUCCUGGCCAUUUAGAAAUGAGAGAAAAGCACCAACACACCAUACAGAGACCGCCGCCCCCCACCCCCGGCCGGAGCACACCGGGCUCCUUCCUCACUCCGUCAUCCUCCCAUCCGCUUGGGUGGCCGGGCCUCUCCUGGUGGCAGGAGGACAGGAAGCAGCGCAUUAACACAGGCCGAGUCCCACCUCUUCAGUACAGUUAGCCCUUCCCCAAACCAAGCCCUGCAGGGUUUCUGCGAUACGCUCCGUGUGGGGCCGUCCAGCUGCAGAGACAAGCCCUGCCCUUCCGGGAUCUUCUCCGUGGUGGUCUGUACCCGAGGGCUGUCCCUGCAGCCUUCUGUGUUCUCCUCAAAGCCGAGACUGUCGGCCGCUUGCUCUGGAGCCUGGGGCAUGGCCCAUGAACCGGCACCGGGUGCCGGGUGUCGGGGUGCUCUGGCUCCUCCUCCCGCCACGUUCUGGAUGCCUUGGGAGUGGCCUGCUGGCCACCUCUUCCAGGAGGCCGCUGUUACUGCAGGCUGGUGAUCCUUCGGAGUCUGAAUUUCACAAAGCUUUUUUAUCUUCAGUUCCUAAAAUAUAAUCUGAUAAUUAAUGGUUUGUGGAAUCCAUUAUGAAGUGCAAUUAGAUGGAUGUAGGUUCCCGCCGUUCGGAGGGAAUGACUAGCAUUUAUCUUCCUUUCCCCGGUGCCAGAAGGUCGCAGUCUGCUCGUGAGUGGCGUGUUUACACACCAAGCAGGGCUGCCUGCCCCCUCGCGCGGCUUCUCCCUCGGCAGGGGUGGUGCACAUUUCAUCACUCACCCUCCGACUGGAGGCUGGCAGAGGACAGGCCCGUGCCAUCUUUCUGAGCACAUUUCACGUCCCCAAGUACAAGCAGGGACCAGGGGUCAGUUUGGGACACAGUCAGGACUUUGCCGGCCUCCGCACACCGCUGGUAGGACCAAAGGCAGAGCCCCGCCAUCACCCCGCGUGGCCGCUGCGGCCGUCUGUCCACCUGUGCGCCGGGGCCGAGUUCCAGCUCGGGCCCACACGCCGGGCAGCUCCCUCCUCCCGCCUCCACUUGUGUCCUCAUCUUGAUCUGCACGUCAACUUGAGCUUGUCAGCUCAGGGAUCUUCCCAUUCUGGAGCAAAUGAAGUUUUCAAAGGGAAGUUCUCAGAAGCUGGAACCUGACCAGAAGAUGGUGCUCAAACCUUGAAGACGUGGCCUCCACGCGCAGCCCUCGCUGCUCCUGCCACCGCUGGCUUCUCUUCAGGUGGUGCGGUCCGGGAGAGCUCAUGACCGGCAAGGGGCAGAGUGGCACCGGGUCUCCUCCUGGC